CAAAGAAAAAGAUGAAACUGAGUCCAAAGAUGCCGCAAACACUGGCUGGGCUGAAGCCAUGGCUAAAGUGCUUAACAAAACAGUUCCCAAGAGUAAACACGCCAUCUUGGUUAAAAACAAAGAACGAGAUAAGGAACGAGAGAGAGAAAAACAAGAAUGGUUGGAAAAGAGGAGGCAGCUUGAUAAAAAGCGGGAGUGGGAAGAGAUGUGCAGAGUGAAGCCAGAUGUUGUCAAAGACAGAGAAACAGAGAGAAACCUUCAGAGAAUUGCCACGAGGGGAGUAGUGCAGUUAUUUAAUGCUGUCCGGAAGCACCAAAGAAAUGUUGAAGAGAAGGCAAAAGAGGCAGGGAGUUCUGACAGAAAACGGGCCAAAUUGAUAUCAUCUGUUUCAAAGAGAGACUUUAUUGAUGUACUGAGAGGGAUGGAAGGAACAGAAAUGGAGCGAAACACAGGAAGGAAGUCCGUGAAAAGCAAACAGGGUCGCUCUAAAUCUGAAGAGGGGCCAGCAUGGAGUAUAUUGCGAGACGACUUCAUGAUGGGAGCCUCGAUGAAAGACUGGGACAAGGAGAGUGAUGGGGAAGGCAACAUUGGUCAAGAUGGGGAAAUCAAACAGGAGAGAAAGUGACUUGGACCAACAAAAUUGAAAGUGUGUAUAUUUUUGUCAAAUAGGGUU
Messenger RNA from Euleptes europaea (tarantolino), 673 nucleotides. RefSeq names its product ribosomal RNA processing 15 homolog (gene RRP15). The transcript is spliced from 5 exons. Lineage: Eukaryota; Metazoa; Chordata; Lepidosauria; Squamata; Sphaerodactylidae. The coding region runs from base 59 to 625 and encodes 188 amino acids. The record is from RefSeq and is a predicted model, not a curated record. Gene Ontology annotation, biological process: maturation of LSU-rRNA; maturation of 5.8S rRNA. Gene Ontology annotation, cellular component: preribosome, large subunit precursor.